CGUCACAAGGUCUUCGUCUCUGCUUAUUCUCUUUCGAUAAUAGUGACAUACGAACCAUCAAAAGCAGCCGAAACUUGUGUUAUCUAUUUUUGAGGUAUACGAGAAAUAUUUUCCUCCAUGUAACGUAAAUAAUAAAAAAAAAAUCAAAUAUUGUUUAAAAGUAACUGCUUAAUCGUGUCACAUAGUUCCUUUACAAGAACCGUUAUUGACAUCAUUGAAAUAUGAUUUGCGUCGCUCAAGGCAAAUAAUUGGACAACUUCCUGUUUCUCUGUGUAUGUAAAAAUAUACGCUAUUAGAUAAACAGAGUUUCGGACAUAGUUUAAAACUAUGGGAACCAAAGGGAAUAUUAAAUGCUGUGCAGCCGUGUUUCAUUUUCUGAUAUUUAUCGCUGGUGUAUCCAGUUUGUCUAUGGGAAUAUACAUCAUAGCCUCCGACUAUGGAGCACACCAGUUGUCUGCUGUCCUAGGUGACGAACUGUACCAUGUAGCUGCCUACAUAGCUAUAGCCGGAGGAACCGCCAUCGCCAUUAUUUCACUGUGUGGUGUCUGUGGAUCUCUGAAAGAGAAGAAAUGUGUCUUGGUCAUUUACACAGUUCUCAUGGCGAUAAUUCUCGUAAUAUUACUAGUCACAGCAAUCCUCUUAUUCGUUUUCGUUGGACAGAUGUCUGGUAAAAUUCAGAAAUCUAUGAAGAUUGCUUUAGUUAACAAAUAUGGUGUGAAUUUGGAUCAUUCUGAAAACAGAAUGGUAACAGAAGUAUGGGAUCUGAUGCAGAAGAACUUGGAGUGUUGUGGAGUACACGGAGGAGUCAAUUCGACAGAUUCGUGGGCGAUAUACAAAAUUAAAUCUCAAUGGUACAAGCAGGGAAACAACAGGAAAGCUUAUGUUCCUGACAGUUGCUGUCGUCAUGACGGAGAUAUAAUAACUUGCACUGGUUUAAACGGUACAGAAGGCACCCCAAUAGAUGGACCUCCAAUAAGUGGAAAUGUUAAUCCUCAUCUUUAUCAUAAGGGUUGUUAUGACGAGCUUGUAAACUAUGUCCAGGGACAUGUAUUAAUGAUUGGAGGAAUUGCUGUAGCAUCUAUUGUUGUCAUUUUAUUUGGACUGAUUUUCAGCAUGUCUCUGUAUAGAUCCAUACGAGAAGUGGAUUCUUACUGAAGUUUGUCUUCAGUACAAUAUUGAUAAACGGAACAUGAUCACCUGAAUGGUCGACACUAUUGAUAACAUCUUGAGAGUCUGUCUUGAUUCGUUGAUGAUUACUUAUUUAUUUUUCGCAUUUAUAGAGUAAUGUGCGGAAAUACUUUUUAAAAUGAAAAAAAAACAACUUGUUCACAUCCUUGGCUUAUAGACUUUAUAUCAAGCUGGUACUUGAUCAUUGUAUUGUAUUCAUUUUGUAAAGACUAUAUCGUUGAGCUUAGCACUGUUUCAGGUAUUUCUGAAAAAUUGUUCAUUAUAUGUAAUUUUAAUUUAUUUUAUUCUAUUUAUUUGUAUAAGUUAUUGUUUUUAAAUAAAUGUUAUACUAUCGAA
Mytilus trossulus (common blue mussel) is the source of this 1524-nucleotide messenger RNA. Its product is annotated as CD151 antigen-like. The record is from RefSeq and is a predicted model, not a curated record. Gene Ontology annotation, cellular component: plasma membrane. The transcript has 9 exons. Bases 328 to 1155 code for a protein of 275 amino acids. Lineage: Eukaryota; Metazoa; Mollusca; Bivalvia; Mytilida; Mytilidae.